Messenger RNA from Paramisgurnus dabryanus, 755 nucleotides. It is a transcript of the gene crygs2, whose product is annotated as crystallin, gamma S2. Gene Ontology annotation, biological process: lens development in camera-type eye; visual perception. The record is from RefSeq and is a predicted model, not a curated record. Gene Ontology annotation, molecular function: structural constituent of eye lens. Lineage: Eukaryota; Metazoa; Chordata; Actinopteri; Cypriniformes; Cobitidae.
CUGUGCCAGGCUGGUCAUUAUUCUUUAAUCCCUAUUUGCUUUUCUGGAAAAAACUGAAUAGUGCCAGAACCACUGACUCAAUUUUUGGAUCUCAUUUUCAUGACAAAGCGUUUAUCCGACCACUCCCCUUUUCAUUUUGACAUUGGGGGCAAAAUAUUUAAACAGCACCAUAAACAUUCAGCCUGGAUGACAGACACUCUACCUAGGCAACCCUAAAUACAGCAUCCAAGAUGGGCAGGAUUGUGUUUUUUGAGGACAAGAAUUUUCAGGGUCGUCGCUAUGAGUGUGACAGCGACUGCUCAGACUUCCAUACCUAUCUGAGCCGCUGCAACUCUAUUCGCGUGGAGAAUGGCGCCUGGGUGGUUUAUGAGCGGCCCAACUACAUGGGUAACCAGUAUGUGUUGACCAGGGGGGAAUAUCCUGAAUUUCAGCGCUGGAUGGGACUCAAUGACCAUCUCAGUUCCUGCAAGAUCAUCCGCUCUACAAGUGGAAUGCAGUACAAAGUUCAAUUGUACGACAAGCCCGAUUUCACAGGCCAGGCCAUAGAGGCUGUGGAUGACUGUCCAUCUGUGCCGGAGAGAUAUCGCCUGAGAGAGGUCCAUUCCUGCAAAGUUCUGGAUGGCUACUGGAUUUUUUACGAACAUCCCAACUACCGCGGCCACCAGUACUUCCUGGAAAAGGGCAACUACCGCAAACCAGUGGAGUGGGGCGCAGUCUGUCCAACCGUGCAGUCCUUCAGACGCUUCACCGAGUGA